Molecule: messenger RNA, 1050 nt
Organism: Pleurotus ostreatus (oyster mushroom)
Lineage: Eukaryota; Fungi; Basidiomycota; Agaricomycetes; Agaricales; Pleurotaceae
Exons: 5
Coding region: 1-1050 (349 amino acids)
Cellular component (GO): cytoplasm
Source: RefSeq, a predicted model, not a curated record
AUGUCUACCUUUCCCACCCGUCGUCUCGGCAAGAAUGGCCCUCUAGUCAGCGCCAUUGGCCUUGGUGCAAUGGGAAUCGGUGCAUACUACGGGAAAAUCGAUGAAACCGCUGCCCAUAACGCCCUGACAUACGCUGCCGAUCGUGGUAUCACCCUGUGGGAUACCUCUGAUAUGUACGGAGAGAGUGAAGCAAUCUUGGGCAAGUGGUUCGCCAAAACUGGGCGCCGAUCCGAGAUUUUCCUCGCUACCAAAUGGGGUGCUAUGGACUUUUCGCAGACAGACCCAGCCAAGCAGCACCAAGCAAACAGCAAACCUGCUUACAUUCGCGAGCGCGUCAAGGCCUCUUUGGCAGCUCUCCAGACUGAUUAUAUUGACUUAUACUAUCAACAUCGAGUCGACGCCGAAGUACCUAUCGAGAUCGUCUUGGAAACUCUCAGGCCGUACGUGGAGAGUGGCACCAUCCGAUGGCUCGGAUUGAGUGAGUGCAAUGUCGAUACCUUGAAGCGUGCGCGCGCCGUGAAGGGGCUCGGUGAGAAGGUCGUUGCCGUUCAGAUGGAGUUCAGCCCAUUCGAGCUCGAAAUCGAAAAGAAUGGCUUCGCUAAGGCUGCCGAAGAAGCUGGAGUAGCCGUUGUCUGUUACUCUCCUUUGGCUCGCGGGUUGGUCAGCGGAAGAUUCAGGUCUCCGGACGACUUCGAUCAAGAUGACAUUAGAAGAUGGCUUCCUCGUUUCUCCGCGGAGAAUUUCCCCAAGAAUCUCGAGGCUGUUGAUAAGAUCAAGGCCAUCGCCGACAAGCACAAUGCCACACCCAGUCAGGUUACAUUGGCAUGGAUCCUUGCCUCCCACGACAACUUCAUUCCUAUCCCUGGUACACGAAAUGCCGAACGCCUCGCAGAGAACUCCCGUGGGGCCGAAUUGAAGCUUUCUCCAACCGACGUAAAGGAAAUUCGCGACCUCCUCGAGAGCGCCGACGUCGGUGGCGGCCGCUACCCGGACGGAGUGCCGCUCCCCACUGGGGAAUGCAUUCCUCUCUCCGAGUGGAAGGGCGAGUAA